Molecule: messenger RNA, 7123 nt
Organism: Doryrhamphus excisus (bluestripe pipefish)
Lineage: Eukaryota; Metazoa; Chordata; Actinopteri; Syngnathiformes; Syngnathidae
Gene: nxph2a
Product: neurexophilin 2a
Molecular function (GO): signaling receptor binding
Source: RefSeq, a predicted model, not a curated record
AUUAUUAAAGUAGCCGAGGAGUAUGGCUGGCGGUGUCUCUAAAGGGUUAAAUCUCCCAGCAGAAGGUGGUACCGUGACUGUUAGGUGUUUGGAUGUGGGACUGCCUCAGUGUGAAAUGUGGAGACGCGCUGAGUGGAGAGAAGCGCACAUCGCGCACUGUGGGAUACUUUACUUGACACCCGCCUUUUACGCGCGCGCUCGUCGGGAUUGAGUCGCGCGGGAAGGAUCAUUUUCCUCUGUUGAUGUGAUGUUUGGAGCGAUGCCGUCAGUGUAGCACUUUCUUUGUAGGGGAAGCAUCAGUGGAUGGAACAAGGAGCAAUUUAUCAAUUAAGUCAGCAUUUACACUAAGAAAAAAAAGGUGACCACAGAGAUGGUUGAGCUGCUAAUCUUCACAUCUUCAAGAGGAUCUUAAAUAAGUACACCCCGAUAAGUCACACGGAAGAUGGGAGCUCUGCAAAUAUUCCUCUUUUUCCUCCUCCUGCAUCAGGUCUCCGCCAGGAAAGUACGCGGGGGAGCCACAGAGCUCAUCGAGUGGGGGGACGGCGCACACGAACAGACGUCUCCCACCGGGGCUAGUCCGCGGAUCCUCAACCCCUUGCGCCUGUUUGCAAGGGCCUCCCCGGGGUUCAAGAGCAACGUGAGGGAAAUGUCAUAUUUACAGAACAUGGAGGACUUCUGGGACUGGUUAUCCAACCAGACAGAUGUUCAGGAUCCCCAGGCCAGAACUAAACGCAGGCCCAUCGUCAAGACCGGCAAGUUCAAAAAGAUGUUCGGAUGGGGCGACUUCCACUCCAACAUCAAGACGGUCAAACUCAAUCUGCUGAUCACAGGCAAGAUCGUGGACCACGGCAACGGCACCUUUAGCGUUUACUUCCGCCACAACUCCACGGGUCUGGGCAACGUGUCAGUGAGCCUGGUGCCGCCCUCCAAGGUGGUGGAGUUCGAGAUGGCGCAGCAGUCCACGCUGGAGACCAAAGACACCAAAUCUUUCAACUGCCGAAUCGAAUACGAGAAAACGGACCGCAACAAGAAGACGGCACUGUGUAGCUUCGACCCGUCCAAGGUGUGCUACCAGGAGCAGACGCAGAGUCACGUGUCCUGGCUCUGCUCCAAGCCCUUCAAGGUCAUAUGCAUCUAUAUAGCCUUCUACAGCGUGGACUAUAAACUGGUGCAAAAGGUUUGUCCCGACUACAACUACCAUAGCGACACACCUUACUCCUCCACAGGAUGACCGCUGAGACUUUUGUUUGACCUUUAAAUCACCGUCAUUCGAACCUCUAAACUCCUUUCUCCUCCACUCAGCCAACCAGACCCUGAGGUGCAGCGCACCCUAAAAUGGUUGUCAGAUACUUUAACAUGUUCUCACCAGAGUUUAAGCCCUGCUUCAGCCCAGUAAGUUUUUUCAAUGUACCAGGCCACUUUUCAUCAGGGUACAAUAGAAUGCGGUAGAUGCUGGCUUAUCACGGGGGUGACAAUACAGGUCCACCACCAAAUGGCAAAAAUUGAUACACCCAUAAAAAUGUCGAUUUUUGACACACGGCUCUCUCCUUCCCAUCCAAACCCUCCUGCUUGCUUGACGUUGCCUUUCCGAUGAUAACAGUAAAGAAUCAAAGUGACCGACCUUCUCCUCUCUCUUCAAUUGCUGUUGUAAACUUGCAACAUUUUCCAGGUUUAAGCCAUAAACACACUUAUUCAACAGUCUAAAAUACAUCAUUACUCAAAAACUAAUGACUGGUGAUGCAAGGUGAUUGCUGAACAGAUGGAAUGGGCACCAUAGUGUAGCCUUUAGUCUGGUCGUCAGGCUAAGGCCAAGGCUAGCGGCUACAGGCUAGCGAAAGUGCUUCUCCGGGCAAUCGACGUUUAUCAUCAUAUAUUAACUUGAGUUCACGCCAGACUGACUGCUAGUGUGGUGCAGCACGCAACUACAGUGUGGUGUGUUCAAGGACCACCAAAGUAAGUGCAAUAUCUCUCAACAUUUGCCGGAAAAAAAAAUUAGUGGAGCACAAAGACAUGUAAAAAUUGUGGGCUCCUUUAACAGUGGUAAAUGUAUGCUAUCCCUUUUUUAAGAAAUUCUAUUUUCAGGGAUAAAAAAAAAAUAAGUGCAAUAUUGUAUGAAAACCAAGACUGUGUAGAAAAACCGAGGCAAAAUUUACGAAAAAAAAACCCAUACCAAAACUGGUAUGUUUGUUUCACCACAUUUUAUACAGUUUAUAAAUUCCCUUCCAACUUGAAAAUGUAGAGUUUUUUUCAAAUCAAUUAUAAUAAAUAACCAUAUAUCCAUGAAAAGUUGUACAACCCUAAUUGGCAUUAUACACUCGAUUCCUGCACUUUUGUGAUUCAGCAUUGACGGCACGGCAUUUUUUUGUUUAAAACAAUAUAAUAAAAGUAAAACAAAAUACAUCUCAUUCACCAUAAGUUCAUAAUAAUUGAUAAACGUGAUAAUACGGGUACAAUGCUUCAAUAAUGAUGUUUUUUUGUCAAGCGUUCAGAUUUUGCACUUUGCUAGGCGGUUCUUGAACGCAUCAGAGUUGCUGUAAGACAAUUGUUCUGUAACUGAGUUGAAUGACAAUGACAACAGUCGCUUUUAUUCUUUACUUAUAUAAUUAGAGGAUAACAUCAAGCUCGCAGGAAGGUUCGGAGGGGGAGGAACGAGCUAUGUGUCAAAAGUCAAUCGUUUUAUGGCAACCUCAAUAACAUUUUGCUCUUUGCUGGCUGCCCAGGGAGGGAACCGCCAUAAAAAGUAACUUACAGAUCUACUGUAUUGUGUUAUUUAUAGUUAAGAUUUUUCAAACAAUCCAAAAACGAAUAGUAUUAUUAGUAAUCGAGUUUGGCUGUGGAUUGACAGCUUGAGAAUAGCUUUCCCCAUCCGCCCCCAGCAAAGCGCUGCUAAUUAAUAUGUUGCCCAGAUGUUGCUUUGAAGGCGCGGCCACAUGCCAGCAAGUUGGAGGUGAAAAGGAUUCCCUCCCCGCCUUCUAAGCGAGCCAAACGUGGCUCUGCGUGCGCUUGCAUUUAUUCUUACCUUUUCAUUGAGCACAAUAACGAUGAUUUUCAAAAGCUUUGACCGAUGGCUGUCUGGAUAAUAGACGCACCGUGACAGCCGUUGUCCAAUGAGCCGAAUGAAAGUCAAAUGACGGAUUGACGCGAGCAUGAAGCGAGAAAAGGAGCCGAGUUGAAGAGAAUAACGGAGAAUCAUUAACAUCACCGGCUCCUGCUUGCCAAAUGUCUAAUUGUAGUCUUAAUUCUUCACCAUCAUCACUAUCAUCAUUAUAGUGCACGUGUGCGUGGUAAAAGCGGUCUGUCCGCCCGAUGAACAUGAAGGCAUCACGUGGCGUUCAAGUGUCAGGAGAGGAGACAAUAAUCAGCACUUUGUCAGCCGCCCUGACAUCACCUGGGAAAUGUCAUGUUGGGAAGUCUUUCCAUGCGAGACAUAAAACACAUCUGGAGAUGGAAGGAGGACGUGUCGGUGGAACAUCUGGUCUUAUAGUCAAGUGUGGAACGUGCUUUGACUGUUCAGCACGGUUAAAGGCCAUAUGUCAACUGACUCCAUCCGACUGUGUGCCGUGUAUUUUACACAUCAUGUAAAUGAUCCUUAUAUGCUCACUUACUUAUAUUCACACAUUAUUUCAUUAGUUCAAGUACACAUCAAUACUUAGGUACAUUAGAUGGACUUUUUCUUGACUUUACCGGAGAAAACAGGAGAUAAACUUUAAACAAGUUUUUAGGUAUAUUAAAUUAAAACAUGUAUUGGAUGGAGCAAACUUUACUUUUUAGUUAUAUUAGAAAUAAAAUAAAAAUACAUAUUCUACAAAGUCAUACAUAUUUUUUUUACCCAAAAGCUCGAGUGUGUUACCUUGACACAUGUCAGGGUAAAAAAAAAAAUCUUCAUCAAGGUGAAAACGUUACUAGACCUGUGCUUCUGAAAUAGUGGACGGGUCCCUUUAGGGGGUGCGAGAGACUGGGAGUACUUUCAAUGUUAGUGCAGACCUGUCAACAUCCAUUCAUUCAUAUUCUACCGCUUUUCCUCACAAGGGUUGUGGGGGGUGCUGGAGCCUAUCCCAGCUGUCUCGGGGCGAGAGGCGGGGUACACCCUGGACUGGUGGCCAGCCAAUCACAGGGCACAUAUAGACAAACAACCAUUCACACUCACAUUCAUACCUAUGGACAAUUUGGAGUCGCCAAUUAACCUAGCAUGUUUUUUGGAAUGUGGGAGGAAACCGGAGUACCCGGAGAAAACAUGCAAACGUGCCCGAGGAAAGGCAUCUCUCCCAAGGGGGGAAUUGAACCUAAUUCCCAAUUGUGUGGCCUACAUGCUAACCACUCGACCACGACCUGUCAACAUGUACAAAUUUAUUGUACUCAAAAUCGGACGCUUCACAGCUUCACAGCUUCACAGCUUCACAGCUCUCCGUUUCACAGCUCAUGACAGAAAAUAUAUGAGAACCACUGCGUAAACUGCGAGUAAACCCGAGUUUUUUGUUGUGUUCAGGUUAAAAAAAAUACUUGCAUUUUUAAGUAUAUCAGAUUGUGUACACUUCAGUUUUGAGGUAUAUUAUAAAUAUUACUUUAAUAAAUAUGAAAUACAUUUUUUAACCCCAUCUAGUCUAUCUAAAUAUAUUUUAACAUUAACACGUGAAAAAAUGUAUUGAAUAUACCUAAAAAGUUGUUUUUCUCCAUCUUGAUGUGUGUUAAGGUUAAAAACUUUUUAGGUAUAUUACAUAUACCUAUAUAUAAAUAAAUAUUGCUUUUUAAACUCCAUCUAAUAUACCUAAAUACUUCAGUUUUUUCCAUCUGGUAUAUUAGGACUAGUACAGUAUAUAAAUAAAUAUAAUUUUUAAACUACAACUAAUAUACCAUCUGGUAUAUUAGAAAUAGUAUAUAAAUAAAUCAAUAUAUUUUCUAAAAAAAAAAAAUAAAAACUUCAGUUUUUUCAUCAUCUUCACGCGUUUUAAAAAAUGAAAUAUUUAGGUGCAUUAGGUUGUGUAUUUUUUUAGAUACAUAAGAAAUAUAGUAUAAAUAUAUAUUACAUAAAUUCGGAAAUAUUUUUAAUGCCAUCUAAUAUACCUAAAAACUUGAUUUAUGUUCUCAUCUUGUGUGUUAAGGUACAAAAUCCUCAUAGUUUUAGAUAUGUUAUAGUAAACUCAAGGUUUUAGGUGUACAUGAAGGUAAAAAAAAAAAACAAACCUCCAUCUAAUAUAUCUAAAACAUGAGGGUUUUUAGGCAUAUUACAGUAGACGGAUGUAGUUUUUUUUUUCACCUGCGACAUACUUCAAAUAAGUGUUUAACCGUCAAGGUAAAGGAGUCCAUCUAGUACACCUAAACAUGUGUCAGAAUAUAAGAAAGUGAAGACAUAUUCAACAAGAAGAUAAAAUAAAGCUAUUGGAACUACCGUAACUGUAAAUGAUCCUUCUAGAACGGAGGAGUGUAUCAUACCAAAACCCAGUCACUCUGAAAUGAUGUCUUUUGAGUUGUGUGUAGAUGCUGUGUGUUAACGUGUCCAAAAGGAACCUCACACUGGUUAUUAUUUUCCAAAGAACAUCAAUAAGUGAACCGUUUGUUGCUCCUGGUGUUUGUAUAACAUGUAGAUAAAUGUCAAAUUUACCUUUAUGAGUCCCUGCUUGCUUUUUCUUGUUAAUUUGUUCCAAAGGAGUACUAGUUAUGUGUAUAGUGUAAGUACAAAUGUUCUUUUUUUGGGGGGGUGCAGUAUUUGAAUAACCAAUAAUUGAAUUGUGGAAAAGAACUGCGGUUUAUAAAAAGGUAUUAAAGUUGAUUUAAAGUUGGUGCAGCGUAGUGGUGUUCUGUACGAGAGAGUCGUUUUUUUGUUUUUUUUGUUUGCUCCCACAAGGACGUCUCAGCAGAAUAAACACAGCAUUUUCCGAAAUGCAUUUCAGUGUAGCUUUUUAAUAGCCAAUAAAUCUGUGUCCACAGGCGUGUGUGAUACCAAAGGUACACCUCAGGGAGCACAUCCAUUCAGCAGGGGGCCACAGGCGACAGGGGUCUUUUCUUUGGCUUCCAUUACUCUUAUCUGAUCAGGGCCAGGUAUCCACUCCCCAGCAUUAAGACUCGAGGAUGUCCUGCCCAAAGUGUCCGCAUCCUUCACUGGUGAUGCUUUUUUUAUUUAUUUUUUAUUUUUUUAGUGCUGGCACUCGAAUAAAUGUCAUACAUGAACACACUUCACAUGAUGCGUUCCUGCUGUAUACCGUAGCAGCUGAAUGCAGGUUUGUUGACUUUUUGAUUGACAGCACAUAUUAAUUAGCAAGGAUUGGUGUGCAUGUUAAUUUCCUCCUGCCAGCCUGUUGCUUCAAUAGCACACAAUAAUGGAAUGAGGCAGCCGUGUUUAUAAAGACCUUCAACUUGUGUAUCAAUGUGUAUCUAUGACGCCAUUAAAGUUAUUCAGCAAAACUAGCUCCCGUCGGAGGCAACUCUCAUUACGUCAAUAUUCAAUUAAAAAUGGCCAAUUAACACAUAUUACUACAUGAAACCGCAAUUGACGUUGAGGUAAUUUAUUAAAACAAUGUAAACAAGAUGGGAACUUACUUUUUGUUCCGUUAUUGGUGUUGCUCGGGGAUUGAAUGGGCGUGGCACGUCUUUGUUGUGGGGCGUCGCUGAGUGAAAUUAGGUGUACGUUGAGUUGUAGUUUAAGUAGAAAAGUUCAACCCUGGAGACCAAUAGAAAUAUUAUAUUUGAGUAUAUACAUCGUAUAUCAUAUACAUAGUAUUAUAUUAAAGUAUAUACAUGUUUCUUUAUUUGAUGGUUUAUAUAUAUAUUGUAUAUCCCCCCCACACCAUUGUUGGGGCACGUGAAAACAUGUCCAAUAAUAUGCCCAUUCGAUUUUAAUUAUUAUGAUUUUAGUUAUACUAUAAAUAUACAUACAUGUAUUUGAGCGUUCAAAGAAAACCGCGUAUAGUGUGUGUGUGUGUGUGUGUGUGUGUGAGGUUUAUCACAAAAUAGCACCUGGGAUGCAGCAAGCAGCACUUGAAUCAUUUCUGCCGUCAACGAGUCACUUCCUCAUGUAAGACUGCACACUUCAUUUCCAGUCAGGCAAACGAUGUGAUGUUAGAGCACCACUGCAGCCUCAGAAACACCUUGUAUGUCCUGCCACAGACAGUAAGAGGGUGGAAAGUAG